CGUGAACCUGAUAAAACACACACACACACACUCUUUCACAUUCAACUCUCUCCCUCUCUCUCUCUCUCUGCUUAUUAUUUAUAGAGAGAGAAACAAACAGCUUCAACCCAUAAAUGUCGUCAUCCUCCACUAAGCCCAUUUCAAAACCAGCCCUCAACACACACUCCGAUCACCUUAAAAAACUCACAAAUGACGUCAACAACUCCAGCAAACCGGACUUCCAUAUACUCAAUUCCGGUUCAUCACCGGUUUCACCCUUACAACCCGAACCAACGACCAGCACCAGCACCAGCACCAGCUCCAGCUCAUCCGGGUCGGUUCCGGGUAAAAAUGUUAAAAGAGUCCACUUUCAUGUCGACUCUAAAACAUCACAUUCCGAUUCUUCACCUAGUAGUUCUGGCGGGUCAAAACCCGGUCGAACCCGGUCUAUAUCCAAAGAACGAACCGGAAGCCACCCGCCGGUCCAGUCAAAUAAAAGCUCCGCUACUUCUCCGGCCGUACAUGUUCUUCCGUCAGGUAAUAUCUGUCCGUCGGGAAAGAUACUUAAAACAGGCAUGACGUCAUCCCGGAGCUCAAAAUCAGACAUACUAAGUCACGGAACUUGCAGUUAUGGUCACGGCAGCAUAGUACGAGGAGGGUCUGCCGUAGCCGCCGUUAGUUCGAAUUAUGCGGGAGAAUUGGAUGGUGAAGAGUUGAAGAGGCUGGGAAGGGAACAGUAUAAAAUGGGGAACUUUUUAGAAGCGUUGAGUUACUACAAUGGUGCGAUCGAUAUCGAACCGGAUAAUCCGGUAUACCGGUGUUACCGUGUGGCGGCAUUGAUGGCUUUGUGCAGGUUGAAUGAGGCUGUGAAAGAAUGUGAAGAGGCGAUUAGGUUGGAUUUUGGAUACAUGAGGGCGCAUCGUCGGUUAGGAUCUCUUCUUAUUAGUUUAGGGCAGGUGGAAAACGCGAGAAAACAUAUUUGUAUUCCAGGGUACGAGCCGGAUCAAAACAAGCUCAAAAGGUUGCAGUCAGUCGAAAAGCACUUGAAUAAGUGCGCCGAUUGUAGGAGGGUUCAGGAUUGGGCUGGUGUUAUAAGAGAAUGUGAUGCAGCAAUGGCUUCUGGAGCCUAUUUCUGUCCCCAGCUAUUUGCAUGUAAAGCGGAAGCAUUCUUGAAGCUCGGUCGAGUAGAUGAUGCUAGUGUAAGCCUUUUAAAUAUGCCUAAAUUUGAAGCAUCUUGUAGCUUCUCGUAUUCACAACCAAAGUUUUUCGGGAUCGCUUUCGAAGCAUACCUUUUGUUUGUCCGCGCUCAAGUUGACAUGGCAUUAGGAAGAUUUGAAAAUGCAGUUACUAGCAUUGAGAAAGCAGGACAGAUCGACUCACGCAAUGUCGAGAUUGCGGUUCUGCUUCAAAACUUUAGAGCAGUGUCUGAAGCCCGAGCCCGUGGCAAUGAUCUGUUCAAGUCGGAAAGGUUCACAGAAGCUUGUUCGGCUUACGAUGAAGGGCUUAGGCUCGACCCUUUGAAUCCCGUUCUCUAUUGCAAUCGAGCCGCUUGUUGGUUUAAGCUGGGACAGCUGGAACGAUCUCUCGAUGACUGUAAUCGAGCUCUUCUUAUCCACCCGAAUUACACAAAAGCCCUUCUUCGUAGAGCCGCCACAUACAGUAAGCUUGAUCAAUGGGGUGAAUCUGUGAGAGAUUAUGAAGCGUUGAGGAGAGUGCUUCCUGACGAUAAUGAGAUAGCCGAAUCUUUGUUCCAUGCUCAAGUUGCAUUGAAGAAAUUUCAUGGCGAAGAAGUAUAUAACAUGCAAUUUGGAGGUGAAGUCGAGUCAAUCACGAGUCUUGAUCAGUUCAAAUCUACAGUUUCUUCCACUGGCACUUCUGUUGUUCUUUUCAAAUCAUCAUCCGACCGUCAAUGCAAGAUGAUUUCUCGGUUUUUGGAUACAUUAUGCACCCGCUACCCGUCCAUAAUAUUUCUCAAGGUUGAUGUGGAAGAAAGCUCGGUAAUUGCAAAAACCGAGAAUGUACGUAUUGUUCCAACGAUCAAGAUUUAUAAAAAGGGCAACCGCAUGAAAGAAAUGGUACACCCGAGUCAAGAAGCAUUGGAAUCGUCGGUCAAACAUCAUAACUCCUAAGAUAUUAUCGGUCAAACACGAUGUGCAGAAGAGGAUAACUUGUUGAUUCAUCCCGGUCACCACACGGAAUAAAUCGGACUGCUAAGUACCAUAAACUGGAGCCAACAUGAAGAUGAAGGUGAUGGCCGGCGGGUAAGUUGGUUAAAGAGCUUUCAUACAAGUGAAAUGUGUUAAAUGCAAAAAUAUUAAUUUAAGUCCCAUUUGGAAUAAAUGAUUAUUAACCUUUUGGGACAAUCAUUGUUCAAUUUUUAUUUAAAUAUUAAGUUAUAUCAUUCAUGAAAUAAAUAAUUCAUUAGAUGAGGA
Molecule: messenger RNA, 2411 nt
Organism: Helianthus annuus (common sunflower)
Lineage: Eukaryota; Viridiplantae; Streptophyta; Magnoliopsida; Asterales; Asteraceae
Product: TPR repeat-containing thioredoxin TTL1
Exons: 7
Coding region: 114-2108 (664 amino acids)
Cellular component (GO): cytoplasm
Molecular function (GO): protein binding
Source: RefSeq, a predicted model, not a curated record